AUUCAGACAAAACAAAGACAUGAGUGAAGUGACAAAAACAGAGCAAGGAGGGCAGGCAUAGGCAGGGAGGGAUCAGAUGAAAAAGUGUCAUCCUUCACCUAGAGCAAGAGAGGAAACUAAUUAAAGUAACUGAAUGCACUGGAACUCUAAUGCCUCUAAUGCCUAUCUGUGUCUGUUAUUAAAAGAAAAGGUCAUUGCUCUGUCUAUUUUUGGUUAUUUUCAUUUCGUCCUCUGUGUCAAGUUUUCCAUGUCACCACUGUCCCUUGGUUAGAGGCUCUUUGUUAAAUGCCCAGCGUUUGGAGGGUGCACACUGCUCAGAUGGAGACUGAGAGAGCAGUCAGUACCUCUUUAUGCUCACAGCCUCUCCACAACUCCAUCACAUGGACGAACACAGUGACCCAUGUUUCAGAAUCGCUCCCCAUUAACUUCAGAGCUGCAGCAGGUCAGCACAAACAUGCUGAUUAUCUCACCCUGCCAUCUCUCCGCUGCGCUGCGCUACACUGCACUGCACUCCACUCCACUCUACUCACUUGUGAAGUAAAACUGUGGUGGAUGCUCACUGUGCACCAUGGAGGCUGUGGCUCUCUUCUCUUUCACAGCAUCAGAGGCAGAUGAGAUCAGCUUCCAGAAAGGAGACAUCAUCAAGGUGGUAGAAAUGGAGGAAGACUCUUUCUGGUUCACAGCUGAGAUUGAGGGGAAACGUGGAUUCAUACCUAAGAACUACAUCUCUCUGCACCCUCAUCUCUGGUUUGCAGGAGCAAUAUCAAGACUGGAGGCUGAACAACGACUGUGCUGGCAGGAUACUGGAGUGUUUCUAGUGAGGGAAAGUGAAUCAGCUCCAGGAGAGCUCUCUCUCUCUGUUAGGUAAGUGAAUGCACCACACCUUUAAACACUCUUUCUCUUCAGUUAAGGCUAACUCAAAGGGAGUAGUGCUAAAAUAGUUCUAUGUCAUUGUUUUUAUGUUUUUCUUCCAAAAAGACAGAAUUUAUUAACUAGGCCCAAGCAGCGAAGCACUGUGAAGGCCUAUUGUAAUCGCAAGAUUUCUUAUUUUUCCAACAAAGCACGCAGCUUUUUGGAGCCUUAAACAUAUUCAAAAACUCACCAAACGUCACCCAAAAUUGUUGCCGCCAUGACAGGCACCGACAACCUUGUGGCCACAGCUCCGAUAAGUCGCCUCGACAAUGGAGGCACGGAACAUGGCCCACUCAGACUCAAUGUCCUCCUCCUCCCCCGGAAUGUGUUCAAAGUUCUGGUGGAGGUGGGAGUUAAAGCUCCGUCUCACAGGAGACUCUGCCAGACGUUCCCAGCAGACCCUCACAACACGUUUGGGCCUGCCAGGUCUGACCGUCAUCCUCCCCCACCACUGGAGCCAACUCACCACCAGGUAGUGGCCCCCUCCCCCCCUCUCUCCACCCGAGUGUCCAAGACAUACGGCUGCAGAUCCGACGAAACGAUGACAAAGUCAAUCAUUGAACUGUGCCCUAGGGUGUCCUGGUGCCAAGUG
This is a messenger RNA of Poecilia latipinna (sailfin molly), 1504 nucleotides long. RefSeq names its product GRB2-related adapter protein-like. The transcript is spliced from 3 exons. Bases 569 to 868 code for a protein of 99 amino acids. The record is from RefSeq and is a predicted model, not a curated record. Lineage: Eukaryota; Metazoa; Chordata; Actinopteri; Cyprinodontiformes; Poeciliidae. Gene Ontology annotation, molecular function: protein binding.